UAUAUCAUAAUAGAAUUUUAUAGAAAUUAAGCAUUGACUGUGAAACGCAAAGGACUACUCAGUUUGCAACAAUACUUAGCUAAGAUUUUAUUUAGGCACAACUUAAGUAUGGACUGUGAAACCGGGCAUUAGCCAUACAAAAUUCUAUACCUAAAUGCAAAUAAAUGAAAUUUUUUUUUUUGCAUUUAGGAAAUACAUGCAGAAAUCAACGCUGCGAUUUCCUAAAUUCCUCUGAAAUCUCCCAAAUUCGAGGAAGAUUUACUGGAAAAGAGUGGCAGCAUUGCUUAUUUGUCUGACCAUACAUAUGUACAUAACUUUAUUUAUUUCACGGAUUGUAUGUGAUUUUUUCAUUAAAUUUAGAAUAUUGGAAGUCAUAGAUUCGUAUAACUUUACCACAAAUAAUAUAAACUUCAAACAGCGCAUUUUCAUUUAAUGUUUUUAGCAAGUGGUAGCUUUUGUUAUGACAGCCUAAAUCCAUGAAAAUUUAGAAAGAAAUGUAGCGCCAUCUACUGUAACAUACCGCGCCACCAACUGGUGGAUAGCUCUUUGCUAAUAAUAAUCAAAUAAUUUGCAAUAAAUAAAUAAUGCGACUAUAAGGAGAGUUAUAAACUAUCCUAUCUUUCAAGUUGGACCAAACUGCACACAGUGUUAAAAAUUUCAUUAAAAUCGGUUCAGUAUUUUAGGAGUCCAUCGAAAACAAACAACGUGACACGUGAUUUUUAUAUAUUGAGAUGUAUGUUUGCACCUACGGUUAUAAUACAAAACCGAUAAUAAUUAAACCCGUUUAAUUUAAACGGUCUAAAGGCACACAAAAUUGGUGGCAAAAUACCGAUAUAAAAAAUACGGUAAAUAAUAAUAUAUAUGUACCCACAAUAUAUAUAUAAAUAACUGAUUACUUAUUUCCUUGUAAGCUUACCUUCGUGUAUACCAAUUCACAUAAUUCACAAAGACAAAAAAAAGGAGAAUUCAAGUAUUUACUUGCACAAAAUUAUCUUAGCGAUACCCCUUCAACUUAUUAAGCUGUUAGCAGGAUUGCUUCAAAUAAGUAAGCAAAAGGAAGAAGAGAAAAAAGAAUAAAUACAAACAUACAUAUAUACAUAUCAUCAAAUUUACAAAAUAAACGUAUAUACUAAAAGGCAUAUAAUAAAUACAAUACACAACAAAUUUUUAUAUAUUUUAAUUCCGCUUUCGCGCAUCAUUCUGAACGCGGUAAAUAAGAACAAAUAAAUCGACCACAUACUUACAUACCUUUGUAAAAACACAUACACCAUAUACCUGUGCAGAAUUGCAUACAAACCAUUUAACGCAUUCCAUAUGCACAAAACAUGCACAUGUAGGUACCUCGUUUCACGGACGCGUACAAGGGGAUACGGAUAAUUACAUAUUGAACAAAAAAAAUGUUUGCGAAAAUAACAAUUCUUAUUAACUUAAAAUAGUUUUCUGUUACCACAUUUCUCAGUUUACGCUGAAAGAAAAUAUACACAUAUAUUUUAUUAAUUCAUUUCUUCUAAAUGAGCACAGAUUCCAAAGAAUCCAAAGCUACUCAAUUUUUAAAAAUUUCAAAAAUGGCUGAUGACGAUAAGCAAGGCACACCUGCAGAAGCUACACGCUCAAAGCAGAGUGUAAAACAAAAAAGAUCAAAAGAUCCUUUACUAUCAAGAUUCAUCACUACUUUUAUAAACUAUUGCUGACAUCACGGAAUCGGUUAUAAAAGUAAAACUCGAAAGUGUCCACGAAAUCUAGGCACGCCUUCUGGCAGCAUACGAUACAGUAAUUGAUACUGACGACGCUGAACUCCCAGAAAACAUAAAAGCUUCGGCGACAGCCAAAUUAAAUAAUUGCCGUGGUCAGAACGAAAUAAUAAAGGGAAUGAUAAGCGAACAAUUAAAUGUAGUAAGGCCAAAUAGCGCCCCUACUCCCCCUCCCAGAGUAGUCACAAUAACAAAAGAAGACCUAGAUAAAGGCAUGUAUCUAAAUGUACCAACUUGUGAUACUGAAGUUUUUACUGGAUGUUAUGACCAAUGGCCGUCCUUGCGGGACAUGUUCACAGCUCUUUACAUAAACCAUCCUAGACUUGCAGAAGCACAAAAGCUAUUCCAACUAAGGUACAAAACACAAGGGGAAGCAGGUAUUAUCUUCAAGCAAUUCGAUAUAAAUGGCGAAAAUUUUAAGCUGGCUUGGGAAGCACUAGUUCAAAGAUAUGAAAAUAAAAGGGUAAUGAUAGAAAACCCCAUAAAAACUAUAUUACAUUACCCAAAAAUUAAACAAGAAACCAGCCAGGAAUUUCAAAAAUUUUACUCGACAGUGACUAAUUGGCUGUCAGUGUUAAAAACACAAAAUUCCCCCGUAGAAUAUUGGGACCAUAUGAUAGUAACUAUUUGUGCAGAAAAACUCCCUCAGGCUGCGUUACUACAAUGGGAAAAAUCACUUGACGUUAGAAGAGUAAUGCCCACAUUGGAGCAAAUGAAAAAAACUCCUCGCUGCUCAGUACGAGAUAGCUGAGCGAAUGGGCAGCCAAAAUAUGAAUAUAUCAAGUCAUCAAAAUGAGUCGAGUAGAACCUCGUUUAAACCUCAAGCCAGCAAUAAUAUGCAAUAUAAUAGACAUGUCAAUAAAAGUCACACAUUCGUUUCAAAUCAAAAUAAUCAACGGCAAUCGUUGUCUGAACUCUGUACAGGAGGUCAUAAAUUAAGAUCUUGCGAGAGAUUCAAAAAAUUACCCGUUUCAGAUAGAAACAAUAUUGUCCGUCAACACAGACUUUGCAUAAACUGUCUGUCGAAUAAUCAUAUGACAAAAGACUGUGAAGGCAAAUUUAAUUGUGUAUAUUGUCCACGAAGACACCACUCACUGCUUCACAUUACUAAUUUUCAAAAUAUGAAGCAAAAGUAGUUUAAUAAAACCACGGGGUUAGUCGCUACAACCACAUCGGGUAAUCCCGAAAUAAGCGAGGAAAAACCAUAUUGCUCUAAAGCUAUCUAAAAAUUCAAGCGCCUCAUUCAGAAAAUGAAAGCAAAAGUCUUUUGCCCACUGCGGUCAUCACCAUUGAACAUACAGGUGAUAUAUUCAAACUAAGAGCACUAGUAGACCAAGGCUCUCAAAGAUGCUUUAUAUCAGCAAACGCUCAAAAUCGAAAUAAAAUUGCCAACAAAGCAUUCCAAUUUCCAAAUUACGGGAAUGGGCGGAAGAGAAGUCCAAAACUCAAAUAAAACCUGUCCCAUUACCCUUAAUUCACCACUAGCGGAUAAGCGCAUUUUAGCAGAAGCUAUAGUCUUACCGAAACUUACAAACAUGCUUCUUAGCUACCAAAUAAAGAGCAAGCAAUUGGAUAAGGUUUCACAUCUGAAUCUAGCAGAUCCCAACUGCAACACCCCAGCUCCAAUAGAUAUACUAUUAGGCAGCGACCUUAUGCCACAAAUUAUACUAGAAGGUGUUGAAAAAAUAUCAAGCACCCUUCUAGCACAAAAUACUAUAUUCGGUUGGAUACUAAGUGGACCAGUUACCGAAACAGUUACCACUUUGACAACUCAAGUUGUAGAAAUAUCCAAUGAAUACCUUAAUACACAGUUAAGGAAAUUUUGGGAAGAAGAUCAGUAUUGUGAAGACUUCUACAAAGCCACAACUACUAGAUCAGGAAAUGGUCGGUACGUCGUACGACUACCCUUAAAACAACAAUUCCCAAAUACACUCACCUUAGGUCACUCUCGCACCUCUGCAAUACAGCAGUUUCUAAGUAUGGAAAAAAACCUACUUAAAAAGGGCGAACUCAAACCAGAAUAUGAUGGGGUCUUAGAAGAAUACCUUAAUUUGGAUCAUAUGGAGGAAGUAAGCCCAUGGGAAAAAUAAUUAACGGCAAAUACUAUUCAUUUUACUUGCCACAUCAUGCAGAAGUGAGAGUUGUCUUCAAUGCAUCAAAAUCCACUAGUUCGGGGAAUUCCCUAAAUGACAUUUUACGGGACCGACACUGCAACCGGACUUAAUGCUCCUCAUUCAAAAUUGUCGUUUAUUCAGAUACGUAUUUAACGGGGACGUUGAAAACAUGUAUCGACAAAUAGUCGUACAUGAAAAAGAUCAAGAUUUUCAACGAAUUAUUUUCCGAAAAUCUCCUAAUAGUUCACUACGCGACUUUAAACUAAAAACAGUUACCUUUGGCGUCAACUGUGCUCCAUACCUAGCCAUUCGUACACUUCACGAAUUGGCAGAAGACACAAAGUCUGAAUUUCCUCGGGCGACCGAUGUAUUAAAA
Messenger RNA from Zeugodacus cucurbitae (melon fly), 4241 nucleotides. RefSeq lists its product as uncharacterized. Lineage: Eukaryota; Metazoa; Arthropoda; Insecta; Diptera; Tephritidae. The transcript is spliced from 2 exons. Bases 3173 to 3841 code for a protein of 222 amino acids. The record is from RefSeq and is a predicted model, not a curated record.